AUGGACUCGUUUCCUUCCAGAAUACUGCUUACCACCCUUACCAUACUGGUGGUGCUCGUCCCGCCCAAUGCCGCGCUGCUGCCAUCCGUCGACAUGCAAGCAGGAGCUCUCCUGGCCUGGAAAGCUACCCUGAGCAACCAAAGCCAGCAUGCCCUCCGAUCCUGGGGAAACAUGUCAACGCUUUGCAGUUGGCGCGGCAUCAGGUGCGGUACGCGGCAGCACCGGACGAUGAUCACCAGCAUCUAUCUCCGUGGGAUGCGUCUUGGAGGGACGCUUGAGUCCCUCGACUUCUCAGCAUUGAGGAACUUGACGAGCCUCGACCUGUCCCGCAACAGCCUUGCUGGGAGCAUUUCGCCGAGUAUCGGGGUCCUCGGAGAGCUCCAUGUUCUGCUCCUGCAAGGCAACCAGAUAAGAGGCUCCAUUCCGCCCUCUUUAGCAAACCUCACAAAAUUGCAUUCUCUGAUGCUUCAUGACAACCAAAUCUCCGGUGAAAUACCAAGACAGAUAGGAAAACUGAGUAGCCUUGUGAGCCUAAACUUGUCAAGCAAUCAGUUAAUUGGUAACAUCCCUUGCGAAAUAGGCAACCUAUUGUUCUUGGGUACAUUAGAUUUAUCUAACAAUAGUCUUUCAGGUUAUAUUCCAGCUAGUAUAGGAAAUUUAACACAGUUAACAACUCUAAAUCUUUCGACUAACGAAUUCAUCGGACAUAUCCCUAAAGAAAUAAGGAAUUUAGUGGACUUAGAGCAUUUGGGACUAGGGCAGAACAAACUUACGAGAUCCAUUCCGAACAGUUUGGGGAAUUUGACAAAACUCGCGACACUGGACCUUCACGAUAACCAACUUUCUGGGAACAUCCCUGAAGAGUUAGGUUUUCUAGUGAACUUACAGGAACUGAACCUUUACAACAACACACUAAGUGGUUCCAUCCCAAAUAGUCUAGGGAAUUUGACUAAGCUCACUACUCUAUACCUUUGCUAUAACCAGUUAUCUGGAUCCAUUCCACCAGAAAUUGGUAACUUAAGAGAUCUUGUUUGGUUAACGCUAAGUUCUAACAAACUCUCUGGUGCAUUGCCGUCUGAUCUUUGUGCGGGACUCCGGCUACAAAAUUUCACCGCUUAUAACAACACGUUAGUUGGACCCUUGCCAACAAGCUUGCUAAGAUGCACAAGCCUGGUCAGAUUUCGCCUCGAACGAAAUCAGCUCGAAGGAGAUAUCUCUGAGAUGGGUUUUUAUCCGAAUCUUGUCUAUAUAGAUAUCAGUUCAAAUAAACUAUUUGGUCAACUAUCUCAUCGCUGGGGUGAGUGCUAUGGACUUUCCAUGUUCCGUGCCUCAGAUAACAGUAUCACUGGAGUCAUACCACCAAGCAUAGGGCAAUUGACUCAGCUGAGGAUAUUUGAUGUCUCGUCAAAUAAACUUGAAGGACACAUUCCUCCAGAAAUCGGCAAUAUAAUGACACUAUUCAAUUUGAGCCUCGGAAAUAACUUGCUCAAGGGAAGUAUACCGCAGGAAAUUGCAUCUCUAAGAAAUCUCGAGUAUUUGGAUUUGUCUUCAAACAACCUAAGCGGGCAGUUAGGAGGGUCUGUUGAGCACUGCUUAUUGCUUCGCCUUCUGAACUUGAGCCAUAAUCAUCUCAAUGGUAGCAUUCCUAACGAACUAGGAAUGUUGGUAAACCUACAAGGAUUGUUAGAUCUAAGUGACAAUUCAUUUGAUAGCAUGAUACCGUCUCAGUUAGGUGAUCUUAGCAUGCUUGAAGCCUUGAAUCUUUCACACAAUGCAUUGAGUGGCAGAGUUCCACCAUCAUUUCAACGAAUGAACAGCCUCUUAUACAUGGACGUGUCUUAUAACAAACUAGAAGGGCCAGUGCCAGAUAGUAGGCUCUUCGAAGAAGCUCCAACUGAAUGGUUCGUGCAUAAUACACAUUUGUGCGGUGAUGUGAAAAGUCUGCCCCCUUGUGACCACACCCAAAGUUAUCGACAAAGAAAGAAGAAAAGAGCUAUUUUACUAGCUAUAUUACCUCCCACUGUAUCUUUUCUGUUCAUCGCUGCACUAGCAACAUGGAUAUGUAAAAAGAAGAAAUCCAAGGCAGAAAGUGCAAAGGGACCGGAUCAGGUCAAGAUGUUUGGCAUCUGGAACUUUAAUGGGGAAGAUGUGUACAAGCAAAUUAUUGGUGCCACAAAAAGUUUCAGCGAUGAUCAUUGCAUUGGAACUGGAGGGAGUGGAUCUGUCUAUAGAGCCCAGCUACCAACUGGUGAAAUAUUUGCAGUGAAGAAGAUUCAUACAGUGGAAGACGAUGAGCUAUUUAAUCGUGAAAUAGAAGCUUUGAUUCCUAUUCGGCAUCGCAACAUUGUGAAGUUAUUUGGCUAUUGUUCUACUGCUCAUGAAAAAUUCCUUGUGUAUGAAUACAUGGAUAGGGGAAGCUUAGAAAAAUAUUUGAAGAGCAAGGAAACUGCAAUUCAAUUGGAUUGGACAAGAAGAUUAAAUAUCGCUAAGGAUGUAGCAAAUGCUUUGUCCUACAUGCAUCAUGAUUGCUUUGCACCGACAGUUCAUAGAGAUAUAACUAGCAGCAACAUUUUGCUUAAUUUGGAAUUCAGUGCUUGUGUAUCUGAUUUUGGUCUAGCAAAAAUACUAGAUGUGGAUGCAUCAAACUGCACAAGGCUUGCUGGGACGAAUGGUUAUCUUGCCCCAGAGCUUGCAUACUCAUCAAGGGUGACAGAGAAGUGCGACGUCUAUAGCUUUGGGGUGCUCGUGCUCGAGUUGUUCAUGGGACAUCAUCCAGGUGGUUUUCUUUCUUCCAUGGCCAACAAAAGUACACCAUUCGAGGAUUUGUUGGACAUCCGGCUCCCACUUCCUGAAGCUGAGAUCGCAAGCAAAAUAUUGGAAGUGAUCACUGUCGCUAUUCGGUGCAUAGAACCUGAUCCAUCGCACCGUCCAACAAUGCAACAAGCAAUCAAGGUGUUCUCUACAACUGAAAGACCUGACGAUCAUCUUGAUUAUCUGCAAACUGACGUUGUCAUCCCUGCCAGCUGGUUGUGA
This is a messenger RNA of Lolium rigidum, 3033 nucleotides long. Its product is annotated as MDIS1-interacting receptor like kinase 2-like. The transcript has 3 exons. Bases 1 to 3033 code for a protein of 1010 amino acids. Lineage: Eukaryota; Viridiplantae; Streptophyta; Magnoliopsida; Poales; Poaceae. Gene Ontology annotation, biological process: protein phosphorylation. Gene Ontology annotation, molecular function: protein kinase activity; protein binding; ATP binding. The record is from RefSeq and is a predicted model, not a curated record.